CGGAGACGGGACAAUUAAUAGCACCUUGUACUUUUUCGUCUCGGACUUAACGGACGCAGCAGGAUCUUUUCCUCCACGACCAGCCAGCGCUUCUAAAAAGACAGCCAUGGCACUGGUCAGCUUCCCCGUCUCUCGCGUUGCAGUAUUAUAUAAAUGCCAGCACCUAACCUGCGCUCCUUUCUCCGGCGUGUCUUUGGCCUUCGCCCUGAGGCCAGAAAUGCAUCUCCUGGCCGGCCUGCCUCUCGUCGACCGUCAGACUUCAGCAUGAGCUCCUCCACCACCGCUGUUCUUUACGCUAUUACCAUCACUACGUCACCGGCCUCCCCAGGCCCUGACGAUGUCUCGAAGAAGAGUCAUCAUCUCAAAGUUGGAUUCACGAAUCCAUGGGAUUCGUGGAGGGAGUUUUCCGGUCCGCAAGUCAUUAAAGCGUUGAUAGCUCGACGACUAUCGGGAAAGGCAAAUACCCCGGACACCACCCCUCCAACGGUUCCGGUUCGAAAACCGGAGUUUCUCCCCAGUCGAGAGACACCGAAUUUGCGAGCGACAUGGCUCGGGCAUGCAUGCUACUACGUUGAAUUUCCUAGCGGCUUACGCGUUCUGUUUGACCCCGUCUUCGAGGACCGUUGCUCGCCAUUCUCCUUCGCAGGACCGAAGCGCUAUACCAAGAUGCCCUGUAAAGUUGAGGAUAUUCCUGUGAUCGACGCCGUUUUCAUCUCGCAUAAUCACUAUGAUCACUUGUCAUAUCCGACGGUGAAAGAAAUCGCCAAAUUGCAUCCGAAUUGCCAUUUCUUCGCUCCGCUCGGCAAUAAACGGUGGUUUACCGAGUCCGGAAUACACAGUGUGACGGAAUUGGACUGGUGGGAUGAGCGCGACAUCAUCCUCUCUCCGUCCCAACAGUCUACAACCGAGGUCGAGGCUCCGGGCGAGGCCAGCGUAAAGGCCGCGGACAUCAAAGCGCGGAUAGGCUGUCUGCCAUGUCAGCAUACAAGCGCAAGAGGUCCAUUUGACAAAUCAAAGACCCUUUGGUCGUCUUGGUAUAUCGAAUCCGGAGGUCGCAAGGUGUACUUUGCAGGGUAUGUGCCUGAAGAUUUUUGUCUGAGAACGCCGCGCUAAUUGCCACCUUCAAUAGAGACACAGGGUACCGGGCAGUCCCAGAAUUCCCAGACGACGUAGAUGAUUAUGCGCCCGAACAUAAACUGCCCAUCUGUCCUGCCUUCAAGCAGGUUGGCGAAUUCCGGGGACCCUUCGAUCUGGGGUUAAUUCCUAUCGGAGCAUAUGAUCCACGGUGGAUCAUGAGUCCUAUGCAUGCCAAUCCUCGAGAUUCCGUGAAUAUCUUCAUGGACACCAAGUGCAAGCAGGCCCUGGGUAUACAUUGGGGCACCUGGGUUCUAACAGAGGAAGAUGUCCUGGAACCCCCGAAGAAGCUCAAGGAUGCACUGAAGGUGAAUGGAAUUCCAGAGACUGGAGUAUUUGAUGUAUGCGAUAUUGGCGAGAGCCGUGAGUUCAAGCUGGAUUGAACUCAAAAAGAGCAGCCUCGCCAUCCAGGAUUCGGAGCAGGUGGUACAGGAUACAUGUCCAUAUGUAUAGAAGCAAAUUAAUAGUCUCAUCUCUGAUAUAAUGUAUCCGUAGUGCACGGAAUA
Molecule: messenger RNA, 1640 nt
Organism: Monascus purpureus
Lineage: Eukaryota; Fungi; Ascomycota; Eurotiomycetes; Eurotiales; Aspergillaceae
Source: the annotation of a GenBank genome assembly